This is a messenger RNA of Angiostrongylus costaricensis, 348 nucleotides long. NCBI's taxonomy places the organism in Eukaryota, Metazoa, Nematoda, Chromadorea, Rhabditida, Metastrongylidae. The record is from the annotation of a GenBank genome assembly.
AGGGAUGUUUUUGAUUUUUGUACUGGACCGUCCGUUUUUUCAGGUGGCUUCUCUAGUUUCAUUCGAUGUGUCUAUCAGGCGAAAAGAGUCAACAACAACACAGUCACACUUGUAUGUGAACGCGAUCAGGGAUGUUGCGAGCACGGCUGUUGCCCGAAAGACCAGCACUGGAUGACUGGAGUGUACGUGUUAUUAGCGUUCGUGUUGUUGGUGUUCGUGGUAGGGACGGUGUUGAUAAUCGUCUGCUACCAGAGAUCCAAAAGUAAACAGAGAAAAGAACAACGGCAGGCUAUGGAGUACAGCGGUUAUGCAUCUUCUCAGGUGAAAUUGAAAUUUGAAAUUGAUUGA